Castor canadensis (American beaver) is the source of this 4174-nucleotide messenger RNA. NCBI's taxonomy places the organism in Eukaryota, Metazoa, Chordata, Mammalia, Rodentia, Castoridae. The record is from RefSeq and is a predicted model, not a curated record.
GUGGCUCAAGGUAUAGGACCUGAGUUCAAAAUUCCAGUAUGGAAAAAAAAAAAGGCCUGAGAACCAGGGGAGCCUAUGAUGUGCCUCCCAGGACUAGCCCAGAAACCUGAGAAUCAGAUUCAGGUAGGGUGUAAGUCCCAGGGUAAGGCCCAAGAAACAGGAGCUCUGAUGGGCAGCAAAAGAUGGAUGUCCCUGCUCAAGAAGAGAGAAAAUCCACCUUCCUCUACAUUUUGGUUCUAUUCCUGCCUCUAAGGGAUUAGGUGAUGCCACCCACCCUGGUGAGGGUGAGGGUGAGGGUGAGGGUGCACCUCUGUACUCACUGAUUUAAAUGCUAACCUCUUCCCAAAAGACCUCCAUCAGCAGUCCUAGGAAUAAGAUUUCAUCAGCUCUCUGGUUCUCAGUCCAGUCAAGUUGUCACAAAAAAAUUUACCAUCUGGGCCAGUGUACUACUUGAAUUCUGUUAUCUCAGCUACUUGGGAGGCCAUAGGUUAGGAGUAUCUAACGUGGCAAAAACAUGAGACCCUAUCCCAAAAACAAAGCAAAAUAAAAUUUCAAUGGUAGACCACCUGCCUAGCAAGUGCAAGGCCCUGAGUUCAAACCCCACUACUGCCAAAAAAACAAAAACAAAAAAAUAAACAAACAUACAAAAAAAACAUUGCAGGUGCUUGGCAAAUAUAAUUAAUAACUGGGUUAUUCAACAUAGGCCUUGGUUUCCCCAUCUACUAAAUGGGGCUAAUGAGACCCAUUUCCCUAAGCUGUGGAAAAGAUUAAAUGAGAUAUGCAUGUCAAGUGUCAGAUACUUAAUAAAAAGCAGCUAUAAUAAUUAUCAUUAGCACAAUCUUUUUCUUUCUUUCUUUUUUUUUAGGAGCUCUGAUAGUGUUGCUGAGUAGCCCAGGCUGGCUUUGAAUGUGUGAUUCUUCUUUUUCAGCCCCCUUAAUGUUGAGAUGUAUGUACCACCAUGUCCAGCUUACCAUCAUUUCUAUUUAGAUCCACUUUGAGUUUGUUCAGACAGUUAAGGUAUCAUAAUUUACAUUGUAAUAACUACCAAAUGUUGCCCUCAGCAGACACAGCUCUGUGGAUCCAGAGAAGUACCUAUUGCAGCUGUGAAAGCCUUCCAGGCUCUGGACCCUGUGUUCUGAAGAUGGCAGCCAGGGUGCUUUGGGGUGGCCUCAGCCUGCUGCGAGUGCUGUGGUGUCUCCUGCCACAGACGGGCUAUGUGCACCCAGAUGAAUUCUUCCAGUCACCUGAGGUCAUGGCAGAGGACAUCCUGGGCGUGCAGGCCACACGGCCCUGGGAGUUUUACCCCAGCAGCUCCUGCCGUACGGUGGUCUUCCCACUGCUGACCUCAGGCUCUGCCUUCUGGUUGCUCAGGGUCUGGGAAGAGCUGGGGCCGUGGUCUGACCAAGUGAGUGGCUACAUGCUGCUGGUGGGGCCCCGACUCCUCCUCACUGCCCUCUCCUUUGCCCUGGAUGGGGCUGUGUACCAUCUGGCCCCACUGUGGGGAGCCAAUCGCUGGAACGCACUAGCCCUGCUUUCUGGUUCCUACGUCACUCUCGUGUUCUACACAAGGACCUUCUCCAACGCCAUCGAGGGACUGCUCUUCACGUGGCUGCUGGUACUGGUGUCCCCCCAUGUGGCAUGGGGCCCCACACCCAACAAGCUCACCUCAAGUCCACGGUGGCACAGCUGGCUUCUUGGGGCCAUCGUGGCUGCUGGCUUCUUCAACCGGCCCACUUUUUUGGCCUUUGCUCUGGUUCCCCUCUUCCUCUGGGCCAUUCAUGGAGCCAUGAACCCUGGCUUGAAGGCCCUGACCUUGGAGGCCCUGGUGCUGCUCCCUGGGGCGGUCCUCACUUCAGUGUUAUUUGUAGCCAUGGACAGCUGGUACUUUUCCAGCCUCUCCAGAUCCAGUCGCCUUUUCCUUACACCCAUCAACUUCCUACACUACAACCUGGAUCCCCAAAACCUUGCAAGGCAUGGCACACACAUGCGGCUUACCCACCUGACAGUCAAUGGUUUUCUGCUUUUUGGUGUGCUGCAUGCUCAGGCGCUGCGGGCUGCAUGGCAAGAGCUGCAAGUCUGCCUCCGGGUCUUUGCACAAAUGGGCCUCAGGGUACCAGGUGCCUGGGGCCUGCUGUCUGGCCCCAGGUCUUACCUCCUUCUCCUCUACUUCAUGCCCCUAGCCCUGCUGUCUGCCUUUAGCCACCAGGAGGCUCGGUUCCUGAUUCCUCUCAUAGUCCCCCUAGUCCUGCUUUGUAGUCCACGAACUCAACCUGUGCCCUGGAAAGGCACCCUGGUCCUCUUCAAUGCCCUAGGUGCCCUCUUCUUCGGUUGUCUGCAUCAGGGGGGCCUGGUACCUGGCCUAAAGUACCUGGAGCAGGUAGUGCAUGCACCUGAGCUCCCAAGCAUGCCUACCCACUACACACUCCUCUUCACUCACACCUACAUGCCUCCUCAGCACCUCCUACACCUCCCAGGCAUGGGGUCACCUGUGGAGGUGGUGGACAUGGGUGGGUCUGAGGACUGGGCCCUGUGCCAAGCCCUGAACAACUUCACCAGACAACCAGCCUGCCAAGCAGCUGGUGGGCCAUGGCUCUGUCGCCUUUUUGUGGUGACCCCUGGGACCACCAGGGGUGCGGUGGAUAAGUGCAGCUUCCUGCUCAAGAACGAGACACUUAUGUUUCCCCACUUGACCCUGGAGGACCCACCAGCCUUGUCCUCCCUGUUGAGUGGGGCUUGGAGGGAUCACCUCAGUCUUCACAUUGUGGAACUGGAGGAGACGUCUGACAAUAUGACAAAGCAACCCCUGUCCAAAACUCAGCAUUAGGAGAAGGUGCCAUUUCACCUUCUCCACAGGCAGCUGGGCUGGGGACAUUGGGACAGGGCCCUAGUCCUCCUUCAGGAUCCCUACUGCUCCCUCUUCUCGGCACAGCCGUUGGUUUUCUGCCUUCUGGGUGAGCCCACACGCCUUUCCCUGAGACACCAAAGAUCUGACUACUCGUGGUCCUAAUGCCAAAGUCCCCCCCCCCCCAGGCUCCAGCACAACCAUUGGCAUCAAAUGUCUGUUCCUGCCCUACCCCUUCCAGCCACUGUAAUGUUUUAAAUAUAUAACAGCACCUGGCUGUAAAUGAUGAUGCACUGCUAAUAACAUUCCUGAAUUACCUCUCCCAGACUUUCUACAUCUUACCUCUUGCUGUCAUGACAGUCCUUUGGCUUCCUAAGGCUAGUGGGCCUUCUGGACACUUGGGAGACAGUGUGGUGAAAUAGAGAGAACAGGUGGCUCAGAUUCAGGGGAUUCAAGUUCUAGUCCCUGGCCUGUCACUCACUAUGAUCUUGAGAAAGCCCCAUCUACUGCCUGGUACCAUGUUCCCUGGCUCAAGAGGCACGUCUCUCACAAAGCUCUUUAACCAUGGAAGUGGGAGGUGAAUUAUAGUUAAUGGUAUUUUGGUUCCUGCUGUCUCAGUAUUUGGUUAUUACCAAGACAAGUCAUUCUGGAAAUUUUCUCCUACGUUUUUCUACUUCUCUCCCUGAAUAGUGAUGGGAACCUCUCCAGCCAUUUCUGCACCAUGCCCUCAAGAAUUAUUUCCCCAGAGCCUGGGGGAUGUAGCUCAGUAAUAGAGUGCUUGUUUAACAUGCUCAAGGCCCUGAAGGGUCAAUCACCAGUAUGUAUGCACAUGUACACACACACAAACACACACACAGUCAUUCUCUGAUUUGGAAGCCCAGAUAUGCUCUCUUCUCAGCACACGGUUUUGCAGGCCCUCUCAGCCUGGCUCAGCGGGAACUGAGAACACAUGAGGUUCAAUAUCUGGUAACCAGCCUAAAAGUUUUUCCUAAGGCUUCAAGCUGUCUAGCGUUCAUCAUGGACUGUGUAGCCUAAGUAUAGAGGACCAGAAAUUGAGCUAGGAGCCUCAAAGUGACAGGGCAUUUCUUCAUACAACAGAUUUCCUAAUCAUGGGUCCAACUAAAACCAUUAAUUUGUAUAGGAAUCCAGUAAUCUUGUUCCGUGGUAGGCAGUAAUCUUACUGCCUAGUGGUGAUGGAAAAGGCAGUCCCUGAGGAGCAGGGUAAAUGGUGCAGAGGCUGUGAUUAAGGGCUCAGGCCCUGGAGUCAACUCUACGUUCACACCCCAGGCUCCUCAAGUCUUUGGGCAACUUAGAAGUGGUCUCCACCUCCUC